Molecule: messenger RNA, 5511 nt
Organism: Xiphophorus couchianus (Monterrey platyfish)
Lineage: Eukaryota; Metazoa; Chordata; Actinopteri; Cyprinodontiformes; Poeciliidae
Gene: st3gal2
Product: ST3 beta-galactoside alpha-2,3-sialyltransferase 2
Exons: 7
Coding region: 109-1215 (368 amino acids)
Biological process (GO): sialylation
Cellular component (GO): membrane
Molecular function (GO): beta-galactoside (CMP) alpha-2,3-sialyltransferase activity
Source: RefSeq, a predicted model, not a curated record
GGCCGCAUCCCGUCCUCCACGCUUCACCGUGACAGAGGCUUCGGCUGGGGGUCAUGGAGCUGGAGCUCUCCCCGGGGGGCCCCCAGACUCUCAGAGCUCCGCCCCUGGAUGAGCGGAGGGGCGCCGGCGGCCGGUAGCGGCGGGGACAAACCAGGCAAAGUGAAAUGUUCCCGCAGACUGUGGCUCCUCCUGGGAUCGCUGGCGCUCGUCUUCCUCACCUCGCUGUUCCUGUCCGUGUCGCUGCGCGGCGGCGUCAGCUUCGGCUACCUGGAGCCGCCCGGGUGGGAGGAGUCCAGGCGGGUGAAGCUGGUGCCCAGCUACGUGGGAGCGCACCGGCUGUCGCCCCCCGAAACGCCCCAGCAGAAAACAUGUGCCUGCAACAGCUGCGUCGGAGACCCCGGAGUCUCGGAUUGGUUUGACGAAAACUACGACCCGGAUAUCUCUCCGGUCUGGACCAGGGACAACAUCCAGCUGCCGCCGGACGUCUACUACUGGUGGGUGAUGUUGCAGCCGCAGUUUAAACCCCACAACAUCCAGCAGGUGCUGCUGAGACUUUUCCAGGUGAUUCCCGGACGGUCGCCGUACGGCUCGUGGGAUCCGGGGCGCUGCCUGCGUUGUGCCGUGGUGGGAAACUCCGGAAACCUCCGCGGCACCGGAUAUGGGGCGGCCAUCGACGGGCACGACUACAUCAUGAGGAUAAAUCUGGCCCCCACUGUGGGCUACGAGGACGACGCCGGCAGACGCACCACGCACCACUUCAUGUACCCGGAGAGCGCCAAAAACCUGCCGACCAACGUCAGCUUUGUCCUGGUUCCCUUCAAAACGCUGGACCUGGUCUGGAUCACCAGCGCUCUGUCCACUGGCCAGAUCCGAUUCACUUACGCUCCAGUGAAGCAAUUCCUCCGUGUGGAUAAAGACAAGGUUCAGAUCUUCAAUCCGGCUUUCUUUAAAUACAUCCAUGACCGCUGGACCAGGCAUCACGGCCGGUACCCUUCCACUGGCAUGCUGGUCCUGUUUUUCGCUCUUCACGUCUGCGACGAGGUGAACGUGUUUGGCUUCGGCGCCGACAGCCGAGGAAACUGGCACCACUACUGGGAGCAGAACCGGUACUCCGGAGAGUUCAGGAAGACGGGCGUCCACGAUGCAGACUUCGAAGCUCAGAUCAUCAAGCAGCUGGCCAAGGCCGGAAAAAUCACAGUGUUCACUGGGAAAUGACCAGAAAAACGUCCAUGAAAAUGACGGACGCCAGUUUGGAUUCAAGUUGGAAUAAAAGCAAACUGGGAGAGAGUACAAUUUUACCGAUGGGGUUCGACGAGCGAAACAUUUCCCACUUGGGAGUCGAGACUACAAUGAGCCUGACAGGUAAAAAUCUGUCACCUUUAUUGAGGAAAACAGGAAACCAUGGCGGAACAGCAGGAUGAAUUAGAAAAAUAUUAUUAAGGAUUAUUAAACCCUGACACGAACUAUCUUUCACACCCAUUGUGCAUCUCAGAGGCCGUCGUGUGACUUUGUUUUUCAGCCGUGUGGGAAUAUUUUGCUGACAAAGAGCUGUCCUUUAGAAUCAAGAUCGUCUUUGAUUUGCCUUAAAUUCUCUUUGAGGUGAAACAUCCCUGGCACCGCCACACAGCUGCCGUCGUCAGGUCUUCACAAAGCGGCCGACGGCUCGGUAACCGGCGAUUAGAGCGGCUUUAUCGGAUUCGACUCUCCCUCACGAAGCCCCCCGGCUCUUGUGUUCACAGAAACACGUUCAGGAUUUCAGCUUCUGAAGACUCUGCUGGAGGAGGCCAUCUUGGCGGCGAUCUGAUCCGGUUCAUCAGGGUUUCAUUUGGAAGAUCUUUGCUCAAAUGUUGCUUCCAGACCAGAUUAUGACCCUAAAAAAACCCCGUCGCCUUCAUUGACGACCCAGUCCCGGCUCGGCCCUUCAGGAGGCGGAGCCGGCCAGCGCCUUAGCCUUCGCCUCUGACGGCGUUUGUUUGAUUUCUUAGAUUUACGCUCAAACUGGAUUUUCUUUCCACUUCUUCCGUCGCCAUUGCGUGUGUUACCCAUCAUCAUGAAGAAAACGACAAAAUAAGUAGAUUGGUGUUUGAAUGUCAGGAACCUGAAAGAGAAAUGCGUUUUGAAAUUCCACCAUAAACAUAAAGUUUUGUUUUUAUACAGGCUUCUUUAGGUUUCAGUUUUUAAAAUCAGACACGUUUUAACUGAUAUUACCAACGUAAAUACAAGAAGCAGUUUUGAAAUAAUGUUUUCAUUUAUUAAUGAAAAGAUCUCAUCUGGUUGUAACCGACUGUUUGUGGCAACAACGUCAGGAUUUCGCUUGGCUGCAGAGAAACUUGGGUUUUCAAGCAUGUUGCUAUGGUAAUAAGAUAUGUUUUUUAGUAAAUGUGAGAUAUGUCUUUGAGCUGCGUUUGGUCAGCAGUAGUUUGGGCCUUACAGGUUUUUCACGGAUGCCGUUUUUUCUUUCAUUAGCUGCGUUUCCAUUAAACCUGUAAUGGGAAUUACAUAACUAAAUAAGUUUGCUUAAUGCAGACGUGCUAAUUUUGAUAAAAAGUUUUUUCAGUUAGGAUUAGAUGUUUUGUUUGGCUGCAUUGAAAUUAGACAAAACCAACUUAUUAGUAACUUUUCAGCAAGAUAUAACAGCUUGUUGAAGUCUAUAAUUCCUUAAUACUGAUGAAAAAGUACUUUUUCCAUAGGAAAUUAUUUCACUUAUGAGAUGAGAAAAAAUACUUUUAAAAAGUGAAAUAAUCUGCCAGUUGAACUCAUCCUUUUUCAACAAUACUGAAGAAUCACUAACUUAAAACAAGCUCUUAUAUCUUGCUGAAAAGUUACUAAUAAGUUGGUUUUGUCUUUAUUCAAGUAUGCUAAAAUAUUUGCACUUGAAACUAGACCAAAAUUACUUGGUAGGAUUUUGUGUUUUUGCAGUAUAGGAUGGUUCUACUUUCAUUUUUUCAUACUGAUAUCUAUUAAAGUUGAGCCUGGAUAGAUGUUUUUCCUCUUUAAUAAAUGAAAUUAUCAUUUGUAAAACUGCAUUUUGUAUUGACUCAUAUCUUCGAUACAAAAAUUUGUGGGGGGAAAAGAAGAAAUCUUAGAUAAAGAAAGGAAAAGGAACAGUGUGGCUUUCACUUCCCAAAACAUCCCAUUUCUGUUUGUGUGACUGAGAGAUGAAGAAUUAAACUUAAUAUGUUUUUGUUCUGUUUCCUGCGUUGUGCAGGUACUUUAAGGUGAGCUCACCUGGACAGAUGAAAGCGGCCGUGUUGUAUUUUACUGUAACUCAACAUCCUCCUGGUGUUUUUUCCUCCACACCAGGUUUUCUUAGAGGCUGGACUCGUGUUAACAGCUGAAUCUCUUCAUAUUGUUUGUGUUUCCUGCGUCUUGUCACUUGCUUUCGUGCCUUGUUCGGCUGCCGCCCGCAGCCGCUUCAUCAGCGACGCGCACCUGCUACCUUUCCGAUGUUGUUAGUCUCGCUCGCAUACACACGUCUAGCUGAGAGCUGUGCCUUCUGAGCUGAACGAUUACACGCGAACGCACCACAUGACGUCACACUCUGCCUUCUACUCUCUCGCUGUUGUUGCUAAUGGAGACGAUGUGAACUCAUAUCACGGUCCGUACAAAACUCCUGAUUCGGUAUUUGAUUUUUCCUUCCAGGCUGCCAGACUUUUUUUUUUUAAGUAUUUAUAAAAAUUUCGAGGAUUUAAAAAAGUCGUCUUAUUUUUUAAUCAUUCAAGCAAAAAAAAAAAAAAAAAGACUUCCAAACUCAAGGGUGUCGUCGUUUAACAGAUAAGUUAGCAUAAAAACAGUUUUAAAUCGGAUCUUUAGGCUCUUUGUUACCAGCAGCAUCUUCUGCAAACAAAAUCUUUUAAUUAAUAUGGAAACACAAACAAGUUGAUUUCCAAAAGUUUUAGCCAAUGUAUACAAUUUGACUGGAAAUCGGUGAAAGAAGUUUAGCAAACUCUGAAAAAUUAACAGCAGCAUUAAUUCAAGUUAUGUUGCUCUUAUUUUACUUGUUUAUAAAUAAAAAAACUAUUAUAUGUCAUUCUGCAAUACUUGCUCAUGACAAAGAAAGCAAAGAAACAUUUAAUAUUAUUAUCACUUAAUUUUGUUUCACCUUCUGGGGUUACACUGACUAACCUGGGUACAGCUAGCAACGCUACCUAUGCCUACGUUUUCUUAAUUUUAGAUUAGCUUAGUUUCAGUUUAGGUUAGCUUAGUUUGUGAAGUUGUGCUUACAUAAACCUAACUCAGUUUAGUUUGGCUUAUUUUAUAUAAGACUGAGUUGGUUUAGCAUAAUGUAGCUAUGCUUAACUUAUCUCAACAUGGGAAGAUUGUUUACUCCACCAAUGCUAACUUUAGCUUAGGUUAGUCUAGUUUAGCUCAACCCACCUGUGCCCCAUGUCUAAAUAGCGUAGCAUUGGUUAAUUUGUUUUAGCCCAACUAAUAUUCACUAAUAAGAGCCAAUUUAAGUAUAAUCCACUAUAUUUUUGUUGAAUUUAGAAUAGUGAAAUAGCCUACCUAUGCUUUCUUAGCUAGCUUAGCUUGUUUUGCUCAACUAUGUUUUAUUAGCUAAUUUUUGCUUAGCUUAGCCUACCCUGUGCCAAGCUAUGUUUACACCUGCAAAGUGCUUAGCCAAGGUUUUCUAAAUCUACCUUAGCUUUUAUUAUUGAAUUGUCAUAAUUAUCUACAAUGAAGACACUGAAACAGCAGAAAGCAGCUAAAACCUUUAAGAAAAACAUUGAAAAACCUUCAAAAAGUCUGGAAAAUUAUUGAUCAGAACUGAUCUUGGAAGAAUCAAAGGAAGGAACUCAAGGGUUGAAUCAGGAUUUUUAAAUUGGACUCUAAUGUGUGUUUUGUUGUUGUCAUAAUGCAGUAUAUUAAGAUACUGCAACUGAGAUGGUCUUAUUUCUGUGACACUGUAAAAAUAAGACCAUUGUAGAUAGAAAAAAAGAGUAAAUUUCCACCCAAAAAAUACAUUAUUUGAAAUUUUUAGAUACAUUUCAAAUCUUAUUGCAAAAACCAUUAAACUUUACGCUUGAAAAGUCAAAAAUUAAAAUGAAAAAAAAAUCUCAAACUUUUGUUUGAAAAGUCAAAACAAAAUUGAUAUUUGGAAAUAUUCUGACUUGAUGUUUAAAAAUGUUUCCAAAUUUGCAAGUUUUUUCUAAUACAUUUCUGAUUGCAAAUUGUUAGUUUUCCCUUGCAAAUGUUCAACAUUUUUUCUUCUAGAAAAUUCCUGAAAUUAAUCUCAAAAUUUCUGUUGUGUCUUGAAAUGUUUAAAUUUUGGAACUCACAUUUUUUACCGAAAAUUUGAGAAUAGUGUGGAAAUUUUAGUUUUUCUCUUUCAACUUUUUUUACUCUUGGAGCGCAGAAAUGUUGAAGUUUUUUUCUAUAAAUUUUCUGAGAUUAAUCUGAAAAUUUGUGAGUUUUACUCCUUCUUUCCGUCUAUAACGGCACUAGUAUGCCGUCGUACAUGUCUGUACAUCAGUAGGGACUUUAGAUUAAAAUAGAAACAUCUGAACUCAA